Molecule: messenger RNA, 891 nt
Organism: Apiotrichum porosum
Lineage: Eukaryota; Fungi; Basidiomycota; Tremellomycetes; Trichosporonales; Trichosporonaceae
Gene: PRE2
Product: Proteasome subunit beta type-5
Exons: 8
Coding region: 1-891 (296 amino acids)
Cellular component (GO): proteasome core complex
Molecular function (GO): threonine-type endopeptidase activity
Source: RefSeq, a predicted model, not a curated record
AUGGACACACUUGUUGCCCAGCUCGCUCCCUCGCGCCGCGGCGACGAGGGCUCCUCGUCGACGGCCGAGUGGGCCAACAACGGCUACGGUAACCUCGAUGCCAGCGGCGCCGUUGCUGGCAUGGACGUCCCCGGCGUUCCCGACCCCCUCGCGUUCCUUUCGAUGCACACCGACUCGAUGAGUACCAACCCUCAGGCAAAGAUCAAGCUUGCCCACGGUACCACCACGCUCGCGUUCCGCUUCAAGGGCGGUAUCAUUGUCGCGGUCGACUCGCGUGCCACUGCCGGCAGCUACAUUGCGUCUGGAACCGUCAAGAAGGUCAUCGAGAUCAACCCCUACCUCCUCGGCACAAUGGCCGGUGGUGCCGCAGACUGCCAGUACUGGGAGACCUACCUCGGCAUGCAGUGCCGCCUGCACGAGCUCCGCAACAAGGAGCGUAUCUCGGUUGCUGCCGCAUCCAAGAUCCUCUCCAACCUCGUGUACCAGUACAAGGGCAUGGGUUUGAGCAUGGGUACCAUGAUCUGUGGUUGGGACAAGACUGGACCCGCCCUCUUCUACGUCGACUCGGAUGGCCAGCGUCUCAAGGGCGACCUCUUCUCUGUCGGCUCGGGUAGCACGUUCGCGUACGGUGUUCUGGACCAGGGCUACAAGUGGGACCUCUCAGACGAGGAGGCGCAGGAGCUCGGUCGCCGCUCGAUCGUGGCUGCCGGUCACCGUGAUGCCUACUCGGGUAACACCGUCAACCUGUUCCACGUGCGCGAGAACGGUUGGGAGUUCAUUAAGAACUACGACCUGUCCGAGCUGUGGUACGAGUACGAGGAGAAGAAGAAGGCAGACUUGGCUGCGGCUUCGGCCGCGGCGGCUGGCGGUGUUCCCAUCGAUGUGGAGUAG